This is a messenger RNA of Drosophila nasuta, 1488 nucleotides long. RefSeq lists its product as uncharacterized. The record is from RefSeq and is a predicted model, not a curated record. Bases 314 to 1378 code for a protein of 354 amino acids. NCBI's taxonomy places the organism in Eukaryota, Metazoa, Arthropoda, Insecta, Diptera, Drosophilidae. The transcript is spliced from 4 exons.
UUCUAUUAAAGUUUUGACUUCGAACGGUGCCGGUAACAAUAACUUCAAAACUUUCAGUCCGACUAUCGUUGCUUAAAAUAAAAAGUAAACUAUACUUCAUUAGCUUUCUCGUUUUCUGGAUAUUUUGCGUAUUUAAACUUCGAUAAUUGUUAUUUUUAGUCGGCAAGUUCCUUUUUGUGUUCAUUCAAACGAAUGAAUUCGAACUGUGCCGAUAACCAGAACUUUCAACAGUUAAUAAAACGUCAAAGUUCCGUUUAUAUUCUUGUCAGCGUCUAAUUGUAAUUUUGCGAAGAAAAAAAUAUUCUGGACUAAAAUGGUUGAAAACUUUGGAAAAGCACUUUGUUUGGUUGCUACGCAAUUGAGGAUUCCACUCAAGGAUCACAAAAUCUUUCUUAAGGAUGUCGAUAUGGUGUCCAACUUUAUAAACAAAGCGCUCAUACAACAAAACUCAAUAUUUGCACAUAGCUUUACAAACCUCCCGGAAACAGCCACAUUUAUGGGCAAUACCUAUAUAGACGUACCUGCCAAAUUCAACUGUUACUUGAUACUGGAUUUUAAGUAUGCACAUCAGGUGGAAUUUGGUGAAGAUGGCUACGUCUAUUUGUCAGCGGACUGCCAAUCAACACAUGCGGGAUCCAGAAUACCCUCGACAUAUCUGCAACAGGUCCUUCGCGAUGAUCUCAACAAUAUACUAGGGAGUCAACCACUUGUGAAAUGCCAGGAACACACGUACAAAUUGUGUUUUCACACCACCGUCUAUCCCAUCAGCGCGCAUACCAUCGUCGCCACCCAAAUGGAUUCGGAGACCAAUGUCCGCAUUGUAUUUGAUUUCCUGCUGGCCUUCAAGAUCCCGUUGUUGAAGGUGCCACGACCUAAAAACGUGCCAGUCCCAGAGUCGAUGCCUUCUCAGGCAUUGGAAUACUGGCUGGCACUGCCAGUUAACCAUUUCGAUGUUCACUUUAAUGGACAAAAUCAUUUGGGAAGAAUGCAUAUUUGGCAGGUGGCGAACUUAGAGCAACGACAGCGCUGGCGACUCGCUCUGCGUCUCUCCUACAUGCUGAGCACCAUCAAUGACACGCUGAGCACCGUCGGGAUUCAUGGUCUCAAACACACGUGCGUCAAUCUUUGCGAGCGUUAUGGCUUGAAAAAAGCCGAUAAGCCAAUCAACUUCAAGCUGAUUGAUAUGAUGAGUACUUAUAGUUCUCUUAAGCUAACGGAAUUGUCGACUGCCCUUAAUAGUGGUAGUCUUGUGAAUUUUCAAAUGGAUCCUCAACUAUCCACAGAUUGCCUUAAAACAGAUGUUAUGAUCUCCAAGAUGCACGACGAAUGGAAAACAUCAAAUUGUGUGCCCUCAAAGGCAAAGAAACAUUCCAAGUGAAGAGGUUUUCUGAAUUAUAUUUACCGAAUAUUUUGAACUAAUCUUUUAAUUUGUUUAUUGAAUGCGCUGCUGAUUAUCCCAUCGAAGAAUGUACUAUUAAUCAAAUUAUU